This is a messenger RNA of Tilletiaria anomala UBC 951, 3041 nucleotides long. RefSeq lists its product as uncharacterized. The transcript is spliced from 2 exons. The record is from RefSeq and is a predicted model, not a curated record. Lineage: Eukaryota; Fungi; Basidiomycota; Exobasidiomycetes; Georgefischeriales; Tilletiariaceae. Bases 315 to 3041 code for a protein of 908 amino acids.
CAACUAUGGUUGGUAACCCCGCUCCCGCUUGGUGCGUCCUUCUAUGGGCACAUGUUGGUUGGGCAGCUUUGCAGCACGCUUGCAAAGGCCAGUGACGAGAACGAGAGCUGAGGCCACUGCCCGCUCGCCUGCCUCAACCCCCAACCCUCCUCCCUUGCUCCUGUGGCGCGCCUUGUCCUCGCCAAACCCCAACCGCACCACUCGUACGGCUUUGCUUUCCACCUACACCUCCCAGGCAUCACACGCACCCCACCUUUCGAGCCGGUGCUCCCUUCAAGACCGUGACUGCAGGAUCCCCACAUCGCAGUGGCAACAUGGCAUCGCCAAACCACAAUUCGCUUGCAGCCUACCUCCUCGACCUCUCCACGCUCUGUCUCCCGUCCUCCCAGCGCCGGUGGAGACGGCCAGCGUUCGACCCUUUCAGCCCAGAGCACGACGCACCGGCCUGCCACCGGGUAGGGCGCCCGCGCCAGCACCGUGCUGCUGCGAGCCACGAGGAAGCCAGCCUGCUCGGCUCUGACGGCUCGUUCUCCGGUUCGGAAGACGAGGGGGGGGAUGGGGAGGAUGAAGGCAGCGGUCCAUCUUUCGCUGGGCCUUCGGCGGGAGCGUGGCGCCGCAGUCGCGCCGCGACGGUGCGCCAGACGGCAACAUCAACCGUCGCGCGGCGCACAAAGGCCUGGAACCCUUUUUUCUCCUUCCUUCCUUGCUCCUCCUCUUCAACAUCAGCAGUAGCCACGAACAGCGCAUCAGAGCCGGACGCGCUCGGCGCCGCCACAACCACAGACGAGUUCGACGAUGCGGACGCCAUCUCGAUGCUGUCCGACAUUGUGCACCGCGACGCACGGCGGCGCGCGGCGCGCAUGCCGCGGCGGGGGCUCGCGCGUUUCGGCCACCCGUUGUACGCGUGGCCGUGGGACACCCGCGGUGUAGGCAGCAUGGCCUGCGGCUUGUUCGGCCGCACGAAGGCCCAGAUCAGGGCCGAGCAGGGGCGCCGCGUCCGCACGCAGCGCAGAACACAGCGCACAGCGGCAACGGCAACGCUGGCGUCGGCUUCUCAAUUGGAGGGCGCAGCGCAACCUCCUGGCUCGCUGUCUGCUGCCACGCUGCAAGGCUAUGAAGGCCUCGUGGUUGACAGUGACGCAGCGGCGCUCGACGAAGGCGCGAUAGCCUCACUGGCGAGGGGAGAACAGCCUGACAUGACUGCCGCCGCGGCGCGAGUGCAAACUUUGGCGGCACCCGCGCCCGCAGUUCAGCCCGAGCGGUCCAAGCCAGAUCCCGCCGAAUAUACAACAGGAGAAGCUGAAACUGAAGCAGUGCUCGCACACCAGGCGGAGGAAGAGGCGCGGCUGGCAGAGCAGGAAGAGGAGGAGGUGAAUCGCACAAGGCAGGCGGCAAGGGAGAAGGCGCUGCGCGCUGGACUUGUGCCGCACAACCCGCCAAGUGGUGGGGCUGAGCAAGAGAACACAGUUGGCCCUCCUGCAGCUGUGGCCACAAUCGCAGAACAGGAGGCAGAGGCAGAGACAGGCCGCGGUGCGGAUCAACGGGCCCCACGGCCAGAGGAGAAGGCGGCUGCACAGCCCCCGUUCGACGCCAGCCCUGGCGGCGCGACAGCUGCAGCUGCCGAUCCCCACGAGCCAUUUACGGAGGGUCCAGCGCCAAACCAUCAGCUUCAUUCCGUCCAGCCUCCGUGUCCGGCUACAGAGGCACCAGAUGCAUCCGAUAUGAAUGAGGAACCUGUCGAGUCCCUCGAGGCACCACGCACACCAGACACCCCCCUCGCCAAAGUUGUCGUGGCCACCGAUGCUGCAAAGCAUGCCGACGAGCUUGAACAUGCUUUCUCGCACGCGAGCAGCGACAUCAGAGACUCACCGAGCAAGUCUGCCUCCAAAUCCAGGCACGGGCACGGGUAUCGCUCCAGCAAGUCGGUCUCCAAGCGGCGCUACCUGACCGAGGCGGAAGCGGAAGCGGCAGCCGGCGGAUUCGACCUCGGGUACGACCUGGGCGAUGCCGCUGCCGGCUCGAGCGAGGCGCAGGCACUCGCACAAGAGCAGCUGGACGAGUUUGGCUUCACGCAAGAUGAUGUCCGGCGCGCCACCGCGGCGUACGAGCUGGAGCAGGAGCAGCACGAUCGCGAAAGACUGCGCCAAGGGCUCCCUGCGUCCGCCGCCGAAGUCGUGCACCACCACCAUCAUUACUACGACGAGCGCGGCGAGCCGUAUCAGCAGCGUGCAUUCGGCCGCGACGGAGAGCAGCUCGAUGGCGACGGGGACGCUGCGAGACUCAGAGUCGUCGAUGUGCAUGACGAUGACGACGACGACGACGCACAGCCGCUGUCACCCGCGGCACUCGGCCUGGUCCCCGCCGCGCACCAUUCGCUGCACCACGCGGGCUUGGACGCGUGUGGCGCGCCUGCAACCGCGAUACCGGCCGAAAACGGCGACGACUUGGGCGAGAGGACGCUGCAACCAUGGUUGGCGAUCGAGGAGGACGAGGACGAUGCCGAUAUCGCCGGACUCGGGUUCAGCAAAAAGCACUCGCGUAAGGGCCGCGGUGGCCGGCAGCGCUCGACAUGUGGCAGCGUCUCCGCCGGUACAGGCGACGGUGGCGAUGGCGAGGGAAGCAGCGCCGACGGGCGCAGCGGAAGCGGAAGCGGCAGUGGCACACGCAAAACUGGCAGUAGCGGCGGACUGCGCUACGGCUUGCAGUUUCAUCACCAGCAGCGCGAGCAGCGCCGCAAGGCUGCCUCCGCUUCCGCCGCUGGCGGCGGCGGUGAAGCAGCGACAGCGGACACAGCACUCAGAGCGCCGGCGUUGCAAAGCUCAGCAGCAGCGCCAGUGGAAGAGGGGCGCAUGGGCUAUCACGAGCGUCCGCGGCGGGGCCACGCGUCGAGCGCCAAGAGCGAUGCCGGUAGGCCUCCUGGCACGACUGACGGGCGCGGGCCCUCGCACUCUCGCAGUGGCAGUACAGAGAGCACGCCACUAUCGCCGACGUUCCGGCCAGAGUGGGCCGGCAGCUUCGAUCCCGACGUAGGGGACUUCUAA